CAUGAUUUUCCCUCCAGUAAGGUUUGAUGGAUAGUUCAAGGAAAGGUGAAGCGAAAGAGAAGGAGGAGGUUGGUUUCAGUCGACUCGCCUCCUUCGUAUACGAAUACGAACCUUUGUCUCAACAAGAUCUCGAAGCAAUUGAAGCAACUCUUCAAUCUUCUCUUCCCACCACCACCACCACCACCACCAUCACUACCACCACCAAUAACAACAAUAAACGCCACAUCACCUCUCACUCUCCCACUCGCCGCAGCCGCCGACGAUUGCCUACGUCGCUCAUCGCUCUUCAACUCCCACGCUCCCCGUCUUUCUCGCCUUCUCCAGGCCAUUCAAAGAUGCGGUUGCCUGUAAUGAAGUUUUGUGGGAAAAUUAUGUAUAGCAGGACUUUUAAUGAUGUUGACAAAGCUGUAACAAAGUUCCUUAAAGUUAUUGAAGAAAAGAAAAGAGAGACGAUGCAGAUUGCAAUCGGAUUUGACAUCGAGUGGAAACCCACCUUCAGAAAAGGUGUUCCACCCGGGAAAGUAGCAGUGAUGCAGAUAUGCUGUGACACUAGUCUGUGUUUUGUUCUUCAUCUAAUUCAUUCUGGAAUCCCUCGAAAUCUUCAGCUUUUACUUGAAGAUUCCACAGUUUUGAAGGUUGGAGCUGGGAUUGGCGGUGAUGCUACUAAGGUUUCUAGAGAUUAUGACAUAUCCAUUAAAGGCGUAGAAGAUCUUUCUUUUCAUGCUAAUCAAAAGCUAGGUGGAGGUCUUCAUAAGUGGGGUCUUGCAUCGUUGACUGAAAAACUUUUAUCAAAACAGCUUAAGAAGCCCAGCAAAAUAAGAAUGGGGAAUUGGGAGACUCCUAUUUUGUCAAAGGAACAACUGGAGUAUGCUGCCACAGAUGCUUUUGCUUCUUGGUUUCUCUAUCAGACUAUUAAAGAUCUCCCGGACGUGCAGGAUGCUACCGACAAGAGUAGUGAAGUUGAUGCUGUGCCGCAACAAUGACCAUAAUGUUUGUGUAACAUAAUUCAUUUCUUAUUAAUUAUAUUUAGUUAUUUAUUAUAUGUUCGUACUAAAAUAGAUGUCAGUUGUAAUUUUAUGAGAAUGUCUCAAGAAAUGAAGUCUUCAGGAUUCGGGUCCUGUUAUGACUGGUAUUUUAAAUUUAAUUGGCGGUGGAUAUUUCGUUCACUGAGGAAAAGAAAAGCAAACAAAUAUGCUUGAUAUUCAUUUCCCUGUUAUAUACUGAGAUCAAAAUAUUCAACUCUUCUGACAAGGAUAUUGUUGCAAUUAAUAAUAUCAUCCUCUCUCUGGCCUACCUCUUUGAGCUCAAUUCUUGCUAGAAAAAGCUUAUAUGUAAUCAAGGGAGCACUUCUUUAUACUAUGAACUACUAUAGUUGGCUGUUUAUAGCAGUUCAUUAUUUCCACCUCUUAGAUUUAUCUAGUUCACUGAAGCAAUGAUGGACUUUAUACAAAAAAUACUUUCUUCUCGACCAAAUCUUUCGUGUAAGAGCUCCCUUCAAUUUGAAUAAUUGAGUCAAGUAUAAGUUAUGGCUAUAAAUGGAGCACAACCAUUACCAGAUUUAAGUAUGACAAUGGCCGUCCUUAACGGGAUAGCAUAGGAUAAACAUUUAUGGACAUUUAUCAUACGAUGUCAUUGUGUCCAAACGUGUCUCCUUAGCACCAUAAUGAUCGAAUAAAUGACUAUUAAGCCUCUUUAUGAUGAUUAAUUGAAUUUAUAGUGUUUGUUUUAAAUUAGGCUAAUGGGAAUUAGUAUAAAAAGGAGUCAUAUACCAAUCAACAUAGGAGACUGUACUCUCAUACAGAAAACUACCCUAUACAACUCUUAUUGGUCAACAUCAGAAGAGUUACCAGCUAGUGCACUUGCAUGAACAAAAUGUUUUCUAUUUCAACUACAAAU
Messenger RNA from Vicia villosa (hairy vetch), 1896 nucleotides. RefSeq names its product 3'-5' exonuclease-like. NCBI's taxonomy places the organism in Eukaryota, Viridiplantae, Streptophyta, Magnoliopsida, Fabales, Fabaceae. Bases 27 to 983 code for a protein of 318 amino acids. The record is from RefSeq and is a predicted model, not a curated record. The transcript is spliced from 6 exons. Gene Ontology annotation, biological process: nucleobase-containing compound metabolic process. Gene Ontology annotation, molecular function: nucleic acid binding; 3'-5' exonuclease activity.